Molecule: messenger RNA, 4491 nt
Organism: Epinephelus fuscoguttatus (brown-marbled grouper)
Lineage: Eukaryota; Metazoa; Chordata; Actinopteri; Perciformes; Serranidae
Gene: rbpjl
Product: recombination signal binding protein for immunoglobulin kappa J region-like
Exons: 18
Coding region: 1034-2686 (550 amino acids)
Biological process (GO): regulation of transcription by RNA polymerase II
Cellular component (GO): nucleus
Molecular function (GO): RNA polymerase II cis-regulatory region sequence-specific DNA binding; DNA-binding transcription activator activity, RNA polymerase II-specific
Source: RefSeq, a predicted model, not a curated record
CGGGCUGUCUCAUCUUCAUCCUGAUGAUACUGAUCUAACAGACAGGUCACUCACAGCUGGAUUCUGGAGCUGGAUCAAACUGUGUUCUAUGUGUCUAUGUAUAUGUUAGUUCACUUUCACAGGUUGGAGUGAACUUAAGAAACAGCUGAACUUGUGUGUGCUUUAAAGGAGGUGCAAACACAGAAAUGUGUUUUGGGUUCCACCUCAGUCGACAAACAGAUCCAUGAGAGGGAGCGGGUCCUUGCCCACCAUGUUGCAGUGCCAUGGUUGCACCAGUUGCCCAGAACAGACGAACCAAACGCUGAUGAACGACUGCUCAAUUUACAGCACAAAGCUCCUCCUGGGGAAUCCUUGGGCAUUCCCAGGCCACAUGAGACAUGUAAUCCCUCCAGCAUGUUCUGGGUCUGCCCAGGACCUCCUACCAGUUGGACUUGCCCAGAACACUUCUAAUGGAAGGUGCCCAGGAGGAUCCUGAUCGGAUGCCCAAACCACCUCAACUGACCGUUUACGACGUGAAGGAGCAGCGGCUCUACUCCGAGCUCCUCACCCUAUCUCCAAGGCUGAGCCAAGCCACUCUAUGGAGGAAACUCAAUUUGGCCGAUUGUACCUACAAUCUCAUUCUUUCAGUCAUGACCCAAAGCUUAUGACCACAGGAAACGCAGACCUCUUGUCGAGUCCUGCUGUUUGUUUUCAUCAGAUUGUAAUGCUUUUAGCAGCUUCUGACUGUGUGACAGAGGGACGCUGCUGGACACGUCAGCCCUGCAAGAUAAAGGCUGCUGAAGCCUCUGUACUGUAGAUCGACUGUACGCUGAGGUGGAAACAUGCUGACUGGUUACGCUGGCUGAUGGACAUAUUUAGCUAAGCUAACCUGCACUGCUGUGAUGAUGGUGAAACUGUGAGAUAACUGUGCAUCAUUGAAGCGUGUGGAACAUCUGGACGGACAGAAGCUGAACCUGCAUCAUGAGAACAACUAGAGGAUCUUAACCACCAGCUUGAUUUCAGUGAUGAUGGACCUGAGGAACGCCCCCUCUUAAUGUCAGCAGAGACCAUCAUGGAUGAGUUAGACAUCGGAGAAGAUGGCAGGAAAGACACGUCGGCGGCCCAGCCAGGAUUCCCCCAGGCGGACUCAGCUCUGUUCUACCCCCCUCCUCGGUCCCCGGACCCGGUCAGCCCGCUCACUCACCUGGGGACUCUGCUGGCGGGACACGACGCACCGAGGACGGCCGGAUGGGACAGUAGACUGGACCUGGGGCUUCAAGGCUGUCAGUUACUGGGAACAACGAGGGAACCAGGAAAAGAAGCUCACGCAGACCAGAGUGUCACCAUCCUGCACGCCAAGGUCGCUCAGAAGUCCUACGGCAAUGAGAAAAGGUUCUUCUGCCCUCCUCCCUGUGUUUACAUCAGCGGUCACGGAUGGAGAGUCAUGCAGGACCAUCUGAAAGCUGCUGGCUAUGGAGACUCUGUGUAUCGAGUGUGUGGUUACAUGUGUCUGGACAGCUCCAGUCAGUCUCAGGCCGACACAUUCAAACUGGUCUUCGAUGAGCAGCCAAACUCCAGGAUGUUUGCCUGUGCCAAGUCGCUGUUCAUCUCUGAUCAGGACAAGAGGAAACAUUUCUGUCUGCUGCUGCGACUCUUUUUGGGCAACAGACAGGAAGUGGGUUCGUUCCAGAGCAGGAUGAUCAAAGUCAUCUCCAAGCCGUCUCAGAAGAGACAGUCCAUGAAGAACGCCGACCUGUGUAUCUCGUCAUGCUCCAGAGUAGCUUUGUUCAACCGUUUACGCUCACAGACGGUCAGCACACGUUACCUCUCAGUGGACAGAGGAGCCUUCAUCGCCAGCGCCAGACAAUGGACAGCCUUCACCAUCACCCUGGUGGAGGACCAGCGUGCUGACCAAGGGGACUUUGUGCUGAGCGAAGGCUUCAUCUGUUACGGCUAUGUGGUCCAGUUAGUGUGCACCGAGUCUGGAGUAGCUCUGCCACCCAUGGUUAUUCGUAAGGUCAACAAGCAGCACGCCAUCUUAGACGUGGAUGAGCCGGUCUCUCAGCUCCACAAGUGUGCCUUCCAGUUCAGAGACAAUCCACACACAUACUUGUGUUUAUCCAAUGACACCAUCAUACAGUACCAGGCACCGUCCAAUGUCAGAGACCCAAGCAGGGUGGUGCUGAACGACGGCUCCUGUUGGACCAUCAUCGGAGUGGAAGCAGUGGAAUUCACCUUUAAUCAGGGUCCUGCCUGCAUCCAGACACCAGUCACUCCUUUCCCUAUUAUCACUGGGUUAGAGGUGAAUGGUGGAGGACACGUCGCCAUGUUGGAGAUCAACGGAGAAAACUUCAGCCCUCAUCUCAAAGUCUGGUUUGGAAACAGUGAGGCUGAGACGAUGUUUAAGUCUCCCAAAUCUCUCCUCUGUGUCGUUCCUGAUGUCUCCGUGUUCAGUGACGGCUGGCGCUGUCUGCGCCGCAUCAUCACCGUCCCUCUGUCUCUCAUCCGAUUGGAUGGCCUGAUCUAUCGCACGUCCUUCAGUUUCACCUACACCCCUGAGCUCCAGCCACCGCCAUCCGUCCGAGGAGCAGCAGGAGGAGGGAAGAGAGAGGGAGGCGUGGACGGAGACCAGCAGGACGACAUCCUGUUAGAGACCAUCCAUCAGGAGUUCACCAGAGCCAACUUCCACCUCUUCAUGCAGAGUUAGACUCCCUGUCUGUCACCUGGAGACAGAGGUGGAGCCCUCAGGUGAAUGUUUGGAGCAAAGUCUGGUUAUCUGAAAGAAACUGAUUUUUAUCGUUGUGGAUCACUGCUGCUCCUGAGUCAAAGAACUGUGUGUAACUUCUGGACCACAAUCUUCCCUCUUUGUCUUCUUAAUAGUUCAUGUUCAUUGGAUUAAAAUAUUCUGUGGAUAUGAUGGAAAAUCAGAUUAAAAAACUAAUUGUGAAUUGUGCAGGCUGGAAAAAAUAGUUAUUUGUCCACGAUAGUAAACAAGGUGUCAAAAUUCAGUCCAGAUCACACCAGUUCCUGGUGAAGGUACAGAAUCAGGCUGCACUGUUUGUACAUUUUCCUACAAAAAGUAAUGUACCCAAAUUUGUGCAUAAACCACAUAGUUUGGAAGGCUGUGUUCACUAAGAAAUGCGCUGACAGGAGUAAACAAGAAAGUGGUCCUGAGCAGUCCAUAAGGAGGCAGGUUGUGGUGGUGGAAUUGUCACAAAACACAGGACGUCCCCAGGGACUCUCCCCAGGAGACCGAUGCUUGGAAAGAUGUGAGCUUUGUGUCAUUUUAAGGUACGUAGUCCCCAUGUUUCUUUUCCUAAACCAAACCCCAGCUUUACAUUAGUUAUGUAACUUAUAGUUAAGGAUGUAACGUCAUUCAUGGGGCGCCAGUUUGUAGGAUAUCACAUGAACCGUUUUAUGUGGAUGCGUUGACAGAAUAGCUGACAGCAAGAAAUAGGCAACAGCACAGACGAUUCAGUCAAACAAGAGCAACGUGUUUUGUUUAUCACAAAAGAGAGAGGAGCAUCUCUCUCUCUCUCUCUCUCUCUCUCUCUCUCUCUCUCUCUCUGCAGUGAGGAAGCACAGUCUGUAGUUCGAGCAACAGCAGCGAAAAUCCGCUGAAUGACAUAAAAUGCUUUUUGCUGGCAAAUGAGCAGGGAGAUCUGAGUGCUGGCAAGAUGGAGGGAAGUCUACCACAGUUUAUUUACACACACUAUCCACGUUGUUAUGAUACAAAGCUUGCUUUUACUUAUAGUGUUUACAGUGUGCUAUCAGUAGUUUUACUUUAGUGACGUGAAAUGAAGGAUCUGAAUACUUCUUCCACCACUGAUCUGUUGUCAUCCAUAAGAACUUGUGUGUAAACCCAGUCCACACUACAGUUCAGAAGUACAAAUUUGCCUCUGUGAAUAUUAACGCUGUAACAAAAAGGCCUGAGUAACACUGCCCUGAUACAGAGACGUUUAUACGAUGUGUUCAGAGGUUAUAAAAGAGCCCAGAGUGGGAAAAAAUGAACUGUGAGUGCCUGAAAGAUUUAAACAGAGACCUAUAGAGAGUUACAGUGUGAUGGACAGACUGACUGCCGCGAGCAGGGGGAAGUUUUUUCCGGAGAUUGAACACGCGAGCUGAAGGUCGAGGGUUGUGAGAGAAAGCAGCCGUGAAACUCUGUCUGCUUCCCAUCUGAUCCUCUGAGAAGCUUUCAACUCAGUAUUCUGUGUUAAAGAUGGAAGUUAAAGUGUAAUCUGAGUGUGUGUGUGUGGAUGUGGGGGUGUGUGAAUGGCACUUUGUUGUUAAACUGUAAUAAUUCACUUGGGUUGAGCAGUGAAACAGCAGCACGAGUUUCUCCCAGAUGAUUUUUCUGAAUGUUUUCAAUCACUGAAACAUCAAAACUUUGGUGAGUGACAGAAGGGGCUCAGGACAUUUACAGUUCAGUUUAGUUUAGGCAAAAUGUUUUUACAAAAAUUAACAAAAACUAGUGCCAUUGAGAAAACACAGUACACCUUUCAAGAAAUAGAA